GACAGCGGGGACGCGGAAAAGGCCCGGGACGGUGGUAGUGCCAAGGGCUCCGGGGGAGCAGGCGGUGCAUGAAAACCCUCUUUCUAGAGCAUCUCCUGGUGGUACCAUCAGAAAUGUCUUCCUUGAGCGGCAAAGUCCAGACUGUUUUGGGCCUGGUGGAGCCCAGCAAACUGGGCCGCACCCUGACCCACGAACACUUGACCAUGACCUUUGACUGCUCUUACUGUCCACCUCCUCCAAGCCAUGAAGCUAUCUCCAAGGAACCGUUCGUGAUGAAAAAUUUAUUUUGGAUUCAGAAAAACCCUUAUUGCCAUAAAGAGAACCUUCAUUUGAAUGAAGAAACGGAGGCUGUAAAGGAGGAAUUGUUGUAUUUUAAAGCUCAGGGCGGAGGGGCUUUGGUGGAGAACACGACCACUGGAAUUAGCCGAGACGUGCGGACAUUGAGAUGGCUCGCAAAGCAGACUGGUGUCCAUAUCAUAGCUGGAGCUGGGUUUUAUGUGGAUGCAACUCACUCUUCCGAGACCAGAGCCAUGUCAGUGGAGCAGCUUACCGAUGUCCUUAUUCAUGAAGUUCUCCAUGGAGCUGAUGGAACUAGUAUCAAGUGUGGCGUUAUUGGAGAAAUUGGUUGCUCCUGGCCUUUGACUGAGAGUGAGAGAAAGGUUCUUCAGGCAACAGCUCACGCCCAGACCCAGCUUGGUUGUCCUGUUAUUAUCCAUCCUGGACGGAAUUCAAGUGCACCAUUCGAGAUUAUCCGAGUAUUGCAAGAAGCAGGUGCAGACAUCUCCAAAACAGUUAUGUCACACCUUGAUAGGACCCUAGUUAAUAAGAAGGAGCUACUGGAAUUUGCUCAACUUGGCUGUUACUUGGAAUACGAUCUCUUUGGUACCGAACUCCUUCAUUACCAAUUUGACCCAGACACCGACAUGCCAGAUGAUAACAAGAGAAUUAGAAGGGUGCGUCUCCUCGUGGAUGAGGGCUACGAAGAUCGAAUUCUGAUGGCCCACGACAUACACACAAAACAUCGGCUGAUGAAAUAUGGAGGUCACGGCUAUUCCCAUAUACUCACCAAUAUUGUCCCUAAAAUGUUACUUAGAGGUAUAACUGAGAAUGCACUCCAUAAGAUUCUAGUAGAAAACCCUAAGCAAUGGCUAACUUUCAAAUAGGAUGGUGGCUUAUGAAUUCAUACCUUCGAGUAUAAAACUUGCAGAGAACACUCAGUGAUUUGGAACUCACUGUGAAGUAUUAAUCAGUUUCCUAGGACAAAUGACUGAUCAUUUCCUUCUUAUGAGAAGGAGAGAGUUUGCCUUCUCUGUUAUUAUACAUCUGAACCUCUUGGGAGUUACUGAGCCUAACUGAGCCCUAUUAUUUUGCCUUAACAAAAUAAAUACAGAAGUACCUAUAUCUAAACAAUGAUUUAAAGUCUGUAUCCCUUAAGUGGCAUUGGUUUGGGUGUUUUCCUUUUUUUAAUCUCUGAGCUGCAAUACUUCAGAAAAUUUAAAGUGUUUCUAGUUAAAUUAUUCCCUUCUCAAGCAAUCUAAUGCUUCUUGUAAUAUUGAUGAUCCUACUAAUUAUCCUGCUGUUCUUUAAUUAAUGCUUGAUGAAUAAUAUGGCACUUUAAAAUAGCUUCUGCAGCAAGGGAAGUUAAAUUUUGAGCAUUUUUUUUAUUCCCCUAAAGGAUACUGUAAUACAAUUACCAAAUCACAAUGAUAAAAAUAUUUUGAAAGGUUAAUGUUUUGCUGUCCAUCUAUUUCUAUAUUCUUCUAGUAAAUCAGUUUUGAUGCCUUUGGCUUGCUGGUAAUCCAUUUUUUUUUUUUUUUGCCGUUAAUUUUGUGUUUUCCAAAGUUUGUAUAAAGAACAUAUAACAGUACUGAAUUAUAAAAAUUCAAUCAUAAUAGUCAAAAUAUAUUACAUAAUAUAGUUUAAUGAAUCAUUACAUUUAUAAUAACAAAGGCCACAAUUUAAUUAAUUGAUAAGAUAUAAUGCAAAAAAGAGAGAAAUGUUUGCCUUAUAUAUAUUCCCUUUAUUUCCUUUACCUUUUGUCUUUCCUUGGGCCUAAACAGAGAAAAAUAAUGCUUAGUUAUCUAAAGAAAAGGUCAGAUCUAUUGGAAAUGACAGCCUGAUUCUAAGGCUUACUCUUUAAAAGAUAUCCAACCCUGAUAUUUUGUGUAAAUAAAGCCUUUUUUAAGACUCUUGGUUAAAACACUUAGUUGAUGUAUACUGCCGUUUAGAAAUUAAUCUUUUGGUUGAAUCCUCCUUAUAUUAUUUGGGACCUAAAAAUCUUCUCCAAACCCUUGCUACCAAUUCCACUUUGAUAAAUAGAUAUUUUUAAAUAGAAAUAAAAUCCACUGCAAUUCAUUUAUGAGUUAUCUUACAUAUUAGAAAGGCCAGAUAGAAUGCCAUUAUUCUUGAUGAAUAGCUAGUUUUGGGUUUUUUUUUUUUUAAAUGGCUGUUUUUAAUCAUAUAAAUCAUGACAGUUGCAGAAACUAAACCAUUUAAACAGAGCAAAGAAUUCCUUCAGAUGGGAACACCAUGCAUAACUCUCAGAAAGUUGAGCUUUGCUAAAUAAAAGAUAUUUCUGCUGAUCAAAGAUGAUCAAGCUUUCUGUGUAUUAGAACAGAAAGUACCAAAGAGGAACGAGCCAUUUCAUUUAAUUCCUUUAAAUGAAAAAAUGCAAAUCUCUUACACGACUAAAACAAGCAGAUUUUUCAAUAUCUCUGCUUUUGAAAUCUCCUUGUCAAAAGAGUCUUCAAAGGCAACUGAAAGGGGAACAGAUUUUUCAUUGUAAUAGUGGAAGUUGUGUGAUAGUUAGGAGAUAUCAACAUGCAUUUUUAAUCUUUUCCUUAGAUUAAAGAGAUGGCUUUUGGCAGUGUGUUUUAACCCGAGAGAAAGGAUUUGCAUUUACUCUCAAAAUCUACUGUACUGUCAGCUUCAAUCCACCUGAGAA
This is a messenger RNA of Microcebus murinus (gray mouse lemur), 2944 nucleotides long. RefSeq names its product phosphotriesterase related (gene PTER). Gene Ontology annotation, molecular function: zinc ion binding; hydrolase activity, acting on ester bonds. Gene Ontology annotation, biological process: catabolic process. The record is from RefSeq and is a predicted model, not a curated record. NCBI's taxonomy places the organism in Eukaryota, Metazoa, Chordata, Mammalia, Primates, Cheirogaleidae.